Molecule: messenger RNA, 1242 nt
Organism: Colletotrichum fioriniae
Lineage: Eukaryota; Fungi; Ascomycota; Sordariomycetes; Glomerellales; Glomerellaceae
Biological process (GO): proteolysis
Molecular function (GO): aspartic-type endopeptidase activity
Source: RefSeq, a predicted model, not a curated record
AUGCAGCUCUCCAAGUUUGCAGCACUGCUGCCUCUCUUGGCCGGCUCGACUGAAGCAGGCAAGAUGAGGGCCCCUCGCAGCUGGGCCGCUGAUCGUUUCGAUAUGCAACUCACCUGGAACCAGUUCGGGUUCCUCUCCCACCAGAAGAUCGGUAACCCUCCCCAGGAAAUCCCCAUCUUCGUAGAUUGGACCUGGAUCAGCCAGUACAUCCUCUCGCCCAAGUGCUACGGAGAAGAAAACGACCCCUCGGCCUGCCUCAACGCGCAGCAGCUCUACUACGACCCGGCCAAGUCGACAUCUCACCGAGACGCAUCGAAGCGUUUCCCCAGCCGCACGUGGCUUCCUAACCAUUUCUUCUUCUGGGAACCUCUCACGGUCGACUAUGCGCAAGAUGCUGUUCAGAUCGGCCCGGUGACUUCAAACUCGAUUAUGCAGUUCUCUGACACCAACUUUGAUCUCUCUGCUUUCCCGUACCCCUUCACUGGAGUUUUGGGUCUCUCCCCUGUUUUCAAGGGCGAUAACGCUUCUUUCCAGUCGCCAUUCUACCAGCAGUGGAAGGCCGGCCAGUGGAAGAACCCGACCAUCAGCUUCGUCUACUGCUAUGAGGAGUCCAUGAAACCCACCUGCGGCGGCAGCGACGGCCUCCAGUCCUUUGGCGGCAUCAUGGACCAGGUCGUCAAGGACAGCGAGAUCUACUGGUACGCAAACUACGUCUUCCCCGACGUCAACACACUGGCCUUUGAGUACCAUCCGGGCCUGUACAACUACUGGGCUACCCCCCUCGACUCGCUCUGGAUCGGAGACGAGCUGCAGCCCACGGAGCCCACGUCCAACAUUUCGGGCAAGGCAUCCAUCUUCGACCACGCCUCGUACGGGCGCGGCAUUCCCCUCACCCCCAACGCGUACGACAAGCUCGUCAACCUGACGGGUGGCCAGCCGCUCACGCUCGAGGACCCUACCAUCAUCAACAACGGCAACCAGUCCAUGUACUCUGUUGACUGCGGCAACAUCGCCUCGUUCCCCACCGUGAGCUACAAGUUUGCGGGACACGACAAGGUUUGGACCAACACGCCGAAGCACUACGUCGAGACGCUGCCAGACGGGAGGUGCGCUCUGAAUGUGCGCGCCAUGGCCACUGGAGACAGAUUUAUUGGAAACUUUGGCGAGACGUUCUUCAAGGACAAGGUCGCUAUCAUGAACUUCGAGACCCUUCAGGUCGGUAUCGCUGAGAUUCAGUGGUAG